GGGAGCUAAGCCAGACCCGGGUGGCGGUGGCAGCUGCGAAACCCAGGGAGCCGAUGCCACGUGACCCAAUGUGGACUUCUUUUAAACCUUUCUAAUGCCCAUAACCCAGCCUCAGACCCAUGGAGCCCACGAGAGACUGCCCGCUGUUCGGGGGCGCCUUUUCCGCCAUCCUCCCCAUGGGGGCCAUUGACGUAAGCGACCUCCGACCGGUCCCGGACAAUCAAGAAGUUUUCUGCCAUCCCGUGACGGACCAGAGCCUGAUAGUGGAACUUCUCGAGCUGCAGGCCCACGUACGGGGCGAAGCGGCUGCGCGGUACCACUUUGAGGAUGUUGGUGGCGUGCAGGGGGCUAGGGCUGUCCAUGUGGAGUCUGUUCAGCCUCUCAGUUUGGAGAACCUGGCCCUGAGGGGCCGCUGUCAAGAAGCCUGGGUCCUCUCUGGCAAGCAGCAGAUAGCUAAGGAAAACCAGCAGGUGAGGGCCCGAGAGUGUGUAAUGUCCUGGAAGGGCGGUAGCGGGGACGCAGAGAUCCAGGUAAGCAUCCUGACUCUGAUCCCCUUAGGUAGCAAAGGACGUGACACUUCAUCAGGCCUUGCUGAGGCUGCCCCAGUACCAGACUGAUCUCUUGCUUACCUUCAAUCAGCCCCCGUAAGGAGGAAGGAACGGGCGGGUAUCUCAUGACUGGGUUCCCAGGAGAAUCGGGCUGGGAGGGACAGAACAGGGAGACUCACUGGUGGGAUCCUCCAAGGAAGCAGGAGUGGGCCAGAGGUUUGGGGUAACUGAUACCCAGGUCCUCUGGGGAACAGGAAUUGGCAAUUUCCAAACCUCAGGCCUGGAUGAUGUUCUGUCUCCAUCUGUUCCCCCACCCCAAGCCCUGACAACAGGUCAUCUCUUGGCCCCGAAAAUCUGUCACCUGCACCCUGGAGCCUGGGUGACUUUGAACAGCUGGUGACCAGUCUGACCCUUCACGAUCCUAACAUCUUUGGUCCCCAGUAAAGGCGCUGAAGCACUGCAUGAUGUUGCUGAGAACUUGGGGACUCGGUUCUGUGAGGGGGAAAAGAGGUUGAAAAGAGGGUUUCCUCUUAUUUCUUCCCUGUGCGUAAACAUAAGACAAUCCCUCUUCAGAAUAAACUUGCUUUAUAAUCAA
Molecule: messenger RNA, 1143 nt
Organism: Homo sapiens (human)
Lineage: Eukaryota; Metazoa; Chordata; Mammalia; Primates; Hominidae
Gene: RANGRF
Product: RAN guanine nucleotide release factor
Exons: 3
Coding region: 120-617 (165 amino acids)
Biological process (GO): regulation of sodium ion transmembrane transport; regulation of membrane depolarization
Cellular component (GO): plasma membrane; perinuclear region of cytoplasm; cytoplasm
Molecular function (GO): transmembrane transporter binding; sodium channel regulator activity; guanyl-nucleotide exchange factor activity
Source: RefSeq, marked reviewed